Ochlerotatus camptorhynchus is the source of this 1565-nucleotide messenger RNA. RefSeq lists its product as uncharacterized. The transcript is spliced from 4 exons. The coding region runs from base 256 to 915 and encodes 219 amino acids. NCBI's taxonomy places the organism in Eukaryota, Metazoa, Arthropoda, Insecta, Diptera, Culicidae. The record is from RefSeq and is a predicted model, not a curated record.
CGCCGUCGCGAGUCUCGUUCGGGGCCACAUUUAGGCCAGCUAUAAACCGAUACCAGAACGUUUUUCCAUUCAGUCAUCUCUCCAACUGCCGAAGCGUACUGAUCUCUCCUGGCCACAAACGUCAAGAGGAUAUCAGCGAGUGCUGAAAAUUUGUGUGUGAUCUAUAUUCGCUUGAACUUAGCUGAACGGAGUUGGUCCCGAACCUUCGUGGUUUCAAAUUCAGAAUAUUUUGGAGAUCGAGUGUUAAUUUUAAGAAUGUCCGUGCUGCGAACACUAGCGCUACUGGCCAUCGGUGCCACCGUGGUACUGGCUCAACGACGACUUGCCCUGCCCGAUCCUAGGAGUUGUGCCAACCGCGUGCGGCACGCCACGUACCGAGAUGCCCGUGGAGUAGCCCAUUCGUACUUCUUCAGUUGGGAACACCAGCCAACUCGCAACCUGGAAGUGGACUGGCUCGAUGCCCGUAACAUCUGCCGUCGCCAUUGUAUGGACGCCGUUUCGAUGGAAACGCCUCAGGAGAACGAAUUCAUCAAGCAGCGCAUUUCCCGUGGAAACAUACGGUACAUCUGGACGUCCGGCCGCAAGUGCAACUUUGCCGGAUGCGAUCGCCCCGACCUGCAGCCACCAAAUGAGAACGGAUGGUUCUGGUCCGGAUCGGGAGUCAAGAUUGGACCAACCACCACGCGCAACACCGGAGACUGGAGCUACACUGGAGGGUACGGACAGCAACAGCCCGACAACCGCGAGGCAGCUCAGGGUAACGACGAAUCUUGCCUGUCGAUUCUGAACAACUUCUACAACGACGGUCUGAAAUGGCACGACGUCGCUUGCCAUCAUCUGAAGCCGUUCGUAUGCGAAGAUUCCGAUGAGCUGCUGAACUUUGUCCGCUCCCGCAACCCAGGAGUCCGUCUAUAAACCCAAAACCCACCUUCAAUAAAAUACCCCUCCCCUUCCCCACUCAUCCCCAAUUCCAAUGUCCUAAUGAGUCCAACUCAUCCAACCAGUGAGGAUGACGUAGAUCAAACUGAAGUCAUCACCAGAAGAAGAAGAAAAGAUCAACCAAUCUGAAGUCAGGUGUCGUGAUGAUGCUUUCAGGCGUGACCUGCGACAAUUUGAACUUAAAGCUCGGUAAAAAAGUUUUCGCGGAAAAUUACAAAAAAAAAUGAACAGCAACCGAAAGCUUCAAAAAACUGUACGUUGUAUUCUUAUUGUGUUUUAUUAUUUAUUGUAAUGUAAUUAUGUUUUAACAUAAAGGAUGAAAAUAACUCAUGAACAUUUGUGCAAAUUUUCUCUGUACAAAACAGCUGCGAAGAGGAGCAAAAAAGAAGCAGAACUAACAUGAAGAAGAUAUUAGGCGAAGAAGAAGUGAUGCAAGAUUAGAUCAUGUGAGGGCCAUUUUUCUAUUUGGAAAAUUUUAAAUCAAAGCUGUUUUCUUUAAUUCGAAUUAAAUACAAGAAGUCAUCCAAAUUUUAUCGCAUUGUCCAGUUUAGCAUCAGUGAUUCAAGUGUUUGUACAUUUGUAAGUUUUUGUUUUCUAUCCUGGAAAAUAAAAAGUACUAAAUCUUA